Nipponia nippon (crested ibis) is the source of this 1212-nucleotide messenger RNA. The record is from RefSeq and is a predicted model, not a curated record. Lineage: Eukaryota; Metazoa; Chordata; Aves; Pelecaniformes; Threskiornithidae.
GUGGAGAUGUCUCGUAAGAGCCCUUUUGCCUCCUGGCUUUGUGCUAUGCUGCACUGCUUUGGAAGUUACGUACUUGCUGAUCUGUUACUUGGAGAAUCCCCCAUUGAUUACUUCAGUAAUAACUCCAGUGUCAUCCUGGCCACAGCAGUCUGGUAUUUGAUAUUCUUCUGUCCCAUGAACCUCUUCUACAAGUGCGUUAGCUUUCUGCCUAUGAAGCUCAUCUUUGUGGCAAUGAAGGAGGUGGUCAGAGUUCGCAAAAUUGCAGCUGGGGUCCACCACGCUCAUCACCGUUACCACCACGGGUGGUUCAUUAUGAUGGCUACUGGAUGGGUCAAAGGUUCUGGUGUUGCCCUGAUGUCUAACUUUGAGCAACUGCUGCGUGGGGUCUGGAAGCCAGAAACAAACGAAAUUCUUCAUAUGUCCUUCCCUACAAAGGCUAGUCUGUACGGCACAAUCCUCUUCACUCUGCAACAGACUCGCUGGCUCCCUAUCUCUGAAGCCAACCUCAUCUUCUUUUUCACCAUGUUCAUGAUAGUUUGCAAGGUUUUCAUGACGGCAACUCACUCUCACGCCUCACCUUUUGCUCCAGUGGAAAACUUCAUCUGCCCAGUUUUCUUUGGCUCUGUUUCCAGUGGACACACCAGUCAUCAUCAUGAUCAGCAUGGGGCCUCCCAUGAGGUUUCCCAUCCUCCGCCUCCUCCUGCAAAGUCAAAAGAGGAGCUAAAUGAAGGCACAAGGAAACGGAAAGCGAAAAAAGCUGAAUAAAAAAGCAACCACGUGGUAAACAGGCCAAGAAAAUUCUUCCAGAGCUGAGUCUCAAAGCCACCUGUGACCUCCUCUAUCCUCCAGUCCUCUCUCAGACUCCAGAGGAGAGGUGGAAGCCAAGACACUGCCAGGCGGGUCCCUGAAUUUCAUUUGUGCUCUCUGUGUUGCUGCUUGCUUCUUGGUCUCUGUCUCUCUCUCCUGAUCAUAUUUUCAGGGAUUUGUAGAUUUGUGCCAGGAUGAUAAGUGGGUGCCAAUUCCCAGGCUGUCAGCAAUUAUGAUGCAGCAUUUUCAAUUGAUGUAAAAUCUUUCCCUGUGUUUAUUUAUGAAUGGAGGUAAUGGUUUGUGCUCCUGCAACUCCUAAGUUCCCUUGAGUUUUCAUUGACCUUUUUGAUGUCUACCAAAACAACAAACUGUUUAGAUACAAUCAAUGUGGAAAUUGGAUUUCAU